Letharia columbiana is the source of this 978-nucleotide messenger RNA. RefSeq lists its product as uncharacterized. NCBI's taxonomy places the organism in Eukaryota, Fungi, Ascomycota, Lecanoromycetes, Lecanorales, Parmeliaceae. Bases 1 to 978 code for a protein of 325 amino acids. The record is from RefSeq and is a predicted model, not a curated record. Gene Ontology annotation, cellular component: nucleus; cytoplasm. The transcript is spliced from 4 exons. Gene Ontology annotation, molecular function: protein serine/threonine phosphatase activity.
AUGGCGGAUCAAAAUGAUGUGGACCUGGAUUCCAUCAUCGAUAGGCUGCUCGAAGUGAGAGGAAGUCGACCCGGGAAGCAGGUCCAGCUUCUUGAAGCAGAGAUACGUCACCUGUGCCAGAAGGCCCGCGAGAUCUUCAUCUCCCAGCCCAUACUGUUGGAACUGGAAGCCCCGAUCAAGAUCUGUGGUGAUAUCCAUGGCCAGUAUUACGACCUUCUCCGCCUCUUUGAAUAUGGGGGAUUCCCACCCGAAGCAAAUUACCUCUUCCUUGGGGACUACGUCGACCGAGGCAAACAAUCUCUUGAAACCAUUUGCUUGCUUCUCGCGUACAAGAUCAAGUAUCCAGAGAACUUCUUCAUCCUGCGUGGGAACCACGAGUGUGCAUCGAUCAACCGCAUAUAUGGAUUCUACGAUGAAUGCAAGAGGAGGUAUAACAUCAAGCUGUGGAAGACGUUCACCGAUUGCUUCAACUGCUUGCCGAUUGCAGCAAUUAUCGAUGAGAAAAUAUUCACGAUGCAUGGGGGACUGAGCCCUGAUCUGAAUUCCAUGGAACAGAUCCGUCGUGUGAUGCGACCUACAGAUAUCCCCGACUGCGGCCUGUUGUGCGACUUGCUGUGGUCAGAUCCUGACAAAGAUAUCACUGGGUGGAGCGAAAACGACCGCGGGGUCUCAUUCACCUUCGGGCCUGAUGUCGUUUCUCGAUUUCUACAGAAGCAUGACAUGGACCUUAUCUGCCGCGCGCAUCAGGUCGUUGAGGACGGAUACGAAUUUUUUUCGAAAAGGCAGCUAGUCACGCUAUUCAGCGCGCCCAAUUACUGUGGAGAAUUCGAUAAUGCAGGCGCUAUGAUGAGCGUGGACGAGAGCUUGUUGUGUUCGUUCCAGAUCUUAAAGCCAGCGGAGAAGAAAACAAAGUACGUCUACGGUGGCAUGAGCACUGGCCGGCCUGUAACUCCUCCAAGGAAGCAAAAGAAGAAGUAA